Molecule: messenger RNA, 243 nt
Organism: Pelobates cultripes (western spadefoot toad)
Lineage: Eukaryota; Metazoa; Chordata; Amphibia; Anura; Pelobatidae
Source: the annotation of a GenBank genome assembly
AUGCCCUACCCUCAAGCGGCACGGGCGGUGGCCUCGUGGAUCCGCCCGGAGACCCGCCGACGCCAGUAUGGAGACCCGCUGCGGGCCUUCGGGGCAGCCAUCCGACCAUAUAAGCAUCGACACACGAUAGGGUGGGAAACGAACCCCACCGACCCGGGCAUACACACCCGCUUCCACGAACAUGGUAAGGAGAAUGCACAGCACCUCAGACCAGCAAGCUACCAUGUAGCGACCCAGAGCUGA